AUGGCGCUCAACAACUUCCUCUUCGCGCAGUGCGUCUGCUACUUCCUGGCCUUCCUGUUCAGCUUCGUGGCGGUGGUGCCGCUGUCCGAGAACGGCCACGACUUCCGCGGCCGCUGCCUGCUCUUCACCGAGGGCAUGUGGCUGAGCGACAACCUGACCGUGCGGGAGCGCGCGCGCUUCACCGUGCAGGAGUGGGGCCCGCCGGCCGCCUGCCGCUUCAGCCUGCUCGCCGGCCUGCUCUCGCUGCUGCUGGCCGCCGCGCACGCCUGGCGCACGCUCUUCUUCCUCUGCAAGGGACACGAGGGCUCCUUCUUCUACGCCUUCCUGAACCUCCUGGUCAGCGCCUUCGUGGUCUUCCUGGUCUUCAUCGCCAGCACCAUCGUGAGCGUGGGCUUCACCAUGUGGUGUGACACCAUCACUGAGAAGGGCACCGUGCCUCACAGUUGUGAAGAGCUUCAGGCCGUAGACUUGAAGCUGAACGUGAACAACUCCGCCUUCUACGAUCAGUUUGCGAUUACCCAGUUCGGCCUGUGGGCCUCAUGGCUGGCCUGGCUGGCCAUCACCGUCCUGGCUUUCCUGAAGGUCUAUCACAACUACCGCCAGGAGGACCUGCUGGACAACCUGGUCCACGAGAAGGAGCUGCUGCUGGCCCGGCCGUCGCUGCGCACCUCCUUCCAGGAGGAGAAGAGCGCCGUCAUCUAG
This is a messenger RNA of Cynocephalus volans (Philippine flying lemur), 702 nucleotides long. It is a transcript of the gene TMEM179, whose product is annotated as transmembrane protein 179. The record is from RefSeq and is a predicted model, not a curated record. The transcript is spliced from 4 exons. The coding region runs from base 1 to 702 and encodes 233 amino acids. NCBI's taxonomy places the organism in Eukaryota, Metazoa, Chordata, Mammalia, Dermoptera, Cynocephalidae.